AUGCCUCCACGCGUCUCGGGCGAUAAUAUCCCGCACGACAUAUGGGAAAGGAUCGCGUUCUUUGCGAAUGUGUCAGAUGAGGCGUCUUCGUUUCUUGGACCGCCAUCGGCCAUUUCCACUUUGGCUUUGUUGUCGCGCCGCGUCCACGAGGCCGUAUCCAAGAAAUCCAAUCCCCACCUCUACGCAAAGAUUUUCCGUUGCAAGUUUGAUGCCUCUGCGGCGACGCGGCGUUUCUCCGAGCGGUGGUUGACGAGUCGGUGUUUGACGUCGGAAUUGGUCAAACGCUUCAAGGCGUUAAAGCGUAUCAAAGCUGGUCAGUUUGAUGUGAAGGAUCUUUGGACCGCGUAUAUGAUGAUCCUGGAAGACGACGGGAAGAACAAAGCCCAGUUGCUAGAAUACGCUGGCUUCGACAAAUGGUUCAGGAAUCCGAUGGUCGAUGCUCUCGUUCUUUGGCUAUUAUGGAGUAUCAGCGACCGAGAUCAACCUCGACGCGAGCCUCAUGAGUAUAGAGAGUGCCUGAUUGGAAUCCUUCACUCUGUUGUUAUUUCUGGAUACAGACACUCUUCCGUUUACGCAUCAGAUCGUCUUUUCACGCUUCCUCUAGGUCAAGAACGCGCUAUCUCAAUGCCUGGAACGUUCUCUCCCCCUGUGUGCGAACUCAUACACUAUUCACAUCCGCUAAAAAUAGUCGCUCCCGUCAUCUCGUCUGCUGCGACGCUUUUGUUAGCGUUGCAGACGGAAGCUUUCCAAGACGAAAACAGUUUCCCCCAUGCGGUUCGGAAUGAAUUACCUUUGACUAGGGCCGACGCCGUGGCCCAAGGCAGAACGGGUCCCACCGUCGAGGACGUCGAGGAGUUCCACUACAAUGUUCGGAUCGCAACCGCGAGGGGCCCACUUCCUCCCUCUAUCAUUAGACCACCCAAUCAUCAUUUCGACAGGGAACCAAUGGGAGUGGGAGACGGCCUUGCUCAAGGAAGCCAGCGUUACGACAGCGAUUGGUAUCGACUCGUAGCUUGCCAUGAUAUCCGCGUUGACAAUGAGUGCACCCUGCGAGGGGUGAUUUAUACCCCGGGUUCCAUGACCGGGAGUUGGGAGGGGCGUCUCAUGCGAGCCGACUUCGCCCUGUACGAGGCGUUACUUCGCUCCCAGACGACCCCGUCUACGAUCUCAAUACGACACACCCCGCUCUACUGGGAGCUCCGUGAGCACCACUGUUUAGCACCGAACGAGCCUCUCGAGCCCGGAUUGGAUGUGGAAAGCGGCGAUGACAUCCUGAAUGCGUGGCUGCCUCGAGGAGCGGUCUUCACCCAUCUGGAGGACGCACUCGAAGUCUUCGACCCCAACACAGGACACACUGCCCGAUAUGACACCUUCAUUCCCAGGAGCACGGCGCCCUAUUCGAAGCCAGCCAUGGCGAAGGUCGCAGAGUCUAAGACCUGGAUCUCGGAAGGGGAGAUUGCCGAGAAUCCCAUUCGGUCGGUUUUUGGCUCGACAGGGAAUCCGGAUUCCUGUCCGCCGUCUCCCAGCACCACCGCCGCCGCGUUGUCGUUCUCCAUCGACAAUGAUGACGAGUUUGUUGAUACAGUGAGUCACCUUUCCAGUGGGGUCUCCGAUAUCUUAAUUACCGGAAAAACUGGCGAGCGUUACGCGCCAGCGUGGGGGGACUACACAAUAUAUGGACGAGUAAGACCGUGGGAUGGUCUCGUUGCUCUUCUACGCUUCCCGACCAACCCGGAGGAACGGUAUUUAGGCACCUGGGUUUUCAAGGGAUACCUCCACGACAAAAACUUUGUGGGUCGUUGGCGAGAAACCUCGACGCCGGUAGAUCUCAUAGGUUACGAAGGGUCCUUCGUUGUGUACAGGAACGACCCAGUGUGUAGCACAUAG
Molecule: messenger RNA, 1887 nt
Organism: Cyclocybe aegerita
Lineage: Eukaryota; Fungi; Basidiomycota; Agaricomycetes; Agaricales; Hemipholiotaceae
Source: the annotation of a GenBank genome assembly